AAUCAGCGGCCGCUACUCCCGCCCGGGGAAGGGAUAAAAGGGGACGAGCGCCUGCGUCAGUAUGACUUUCUCUGUAUUGUUUCUGGCUUGGUUUGUUCUGUAAGCUCUCGUUGGCAGCAGCACCAUGUCGGGCCGCGGGAAGCAGGGCGGGAAGGUUAGAGCCAAGGCCAAGUCGCGUUCAUCACGAGCCGGGCUGCAGUUCCCCGUGGGCCGCGUGCACCGGCUGCUGCGGAAAGGUAACUACGCGGAGCGGGUGGGGGCCGGAGCUCCCGUCUACAUGGCGGCCGUGCUGGAGUACCUGACGGCCGAGAUCCUGGAGCUGGCGGGCAACGCGGCCCGCGACAACAAGAAGACGCGCAUCAUCCCCCGCCACCUGCAGCUGGCCAUCCGCAACGACGAGGAGCUCAACAAGCUGCUGGGCAAGGUCACCAUCGCGCAGGGUGGGGUGCUGCCCAACAUCCAGGCCGUGCUGCUGCCCAAGAAGACUGAGAGUCAUAAGGCUAAAAGCAAAUAAUCUCAGCCAGUAAAGCCGGUUAGGUAUUUGAAAACAUAAUAUAACCCAAAGGCUCUUUUCAGAGCCACCCACUUUCUCAGAAAAGAGUUGAGUUGCUCCUUUAAGGAAGUAUCUUCAUGUUAAGUGUUUCAUCUGUGCUGCCUUUGUUUUUAAUGCAUUGAGUAAAAUCACUGGCUUAUGUUUUCAGUUAUUUUUUUUAUAACAUCCUGUUUUUGCUGAACAAAAACUAAUUAAGUUGACUUCUAGUGUUUGACUUAUAAUGAAACAGUAGAAUAUUUGUUUAUUAAUGUUUCAUCUGCUCAACAUUAACGGUUUUUGUUAUACUGUGUAGCAUAGCUUUAUGAUGAGAUAAUGAGUGUUAGCUAUGAGAUAUGUAACUGAAUUAAGAAAAUAAAUUGAUGAAUGCUCCGAA
Messenger RNA from Tympanuchus pallidicinctus (lesser prairie-chicken), 926 nucleotides. RefSeq names its product histone H2A.J. The coding region runs from base 125 to 514 and encodes 129 amino acids. The record is from RefSeq and is a predicted model, not a curated record. Gene Ontology annotation, cellular component: nucleosome. NCBI's taxonomy places the organism in Eukaryota, Metazoa, Chordata, Aves, Galliformes, Phasianidae. The transcript has a single exon. Gene Ontology annotation, molecular function: structural constituent of chromatin; DNA binding; protein heterodimerization activity.